CAAUAAUCUCUGUUUCUUUUUUUGAAAAGGGGGGAGACUGUUUACCUUGGCUGAUUUACCAAUUUUGGAGAGAUUAAUCAUGGACAAUAGGAGGAUUCUGGUCAUCGCAGGCAGCGACUCAAGUGGUGUGGUCUCGAGGCAGACCAAAAAGUUAUUGCUGCUCAUGGCUGCUACGCCAUGACUGCAACAACAGCCUUGACGGCCCAGAAUACCACAGGUGUUGCUGACAUACAUCAUAUUCCUCCUGAGUUUGUGAGGAAGCAGAUCGAUGCUGUUUUCAGUGACAUUCACCCAGGUGUCGUGAAGACAGGAAUGCUAGCUUCUGCACGCACCAUCGAGAUGGUCGCACAGGCACUGAAGGAUUACAAGGUUGAGGCGUUGGUGUUGGACCCUGUCAUGGUUGCCACUACUGGCUCCCAGUUGCUGCCUUCGAAAGCUGUGAAUGAGUUGCGAACCCUGCUACUCCCCCACACAUUCAUACUCACGCCAAAUAUUCCAGAAGCAAAGCUCUUGAUGUCUGAUGGUGGCAAAGAAGCCGUCGAUAUUCGACGAGUGGAGGACUUGGAAGUAAUUGCUCGAAGAAUUCUCGAGUUAGGACCCAAGUGGGUGCUCGUCAAAGGCGGGCACGUACCGUUUAAGAAAGACGGUACUAUAGCUACGACCCCUGAAGAAAGAGAGAUGGUUGUUGAUCUCCUUUUCGGAGAGGGCCAGGCUACCAUAAUCGAGAGCCCGUACAUAGAUUCAAGCAACACGCACGGGACUGGGUGCUCUCUUGCUUCUGCGAUUGCCUCUAAUCUCUCUAGGGGGCUAAAACCUGUCGAGGCGGCCAAGGCUGCUUGCCGGUAUGUUGGAGCAGGUAUCAAGUCCGCGCCUGGAUACGGGAAAGGGAACGGCCCGAUUAACCACUUUCAUUCGAUGUUAACACUCCCUUUUGCUCCCGGACACUUCUUAGAGUAUCUCCUGCAGCGACCUGACGUAGCGCCAGUGUGGCAGGAUUACAUUAACCAUCCAUUUGUUUUGGGCCUAGGGAGUGGGGAGUUGCCUUUGGAGUCGUUCAAAGGCUAUCUGAUACAGGAUUAUCUGUAUUUGAUCCAUUUUGCAAGGGCAAAUGCGUUAGCCUCAUACAAGGCUAAGAAUAUAGACGACAUCCAAGCGGGGGCAAGAUUAGUGUCACACAUCCAUACUGAAAUGAAUCUUCAUAUCGAGUAUUGCAAAGAAUUCGGUAUAUCGAAGGAGGAGAUACAAGCGACCGAGGAACAUCAAGGUGCGAAAUCGCUUUUUCAUGAACUAUCACAUACCUAUAUUGGCUUCCAGUUGCUGAUUGACCUGCCAGCGUGCACUGCUUAUACGAGAUACGUGCUGGACAUUGGACAGUCUGAAGACUGGCUUGCUCUUCAGAUCGCGCUUGCACCGUGUCUAUUUGGUUACGGUGCUAUCGCGAAACAACUACAAGCCGACCCAAGAACGAAGAAGGAAGGCAAUACAUACUGGCUGUGGAUUAUGAACUACGUUGUCGCCGAUGAUGCGCAGGCGUUGCAGACCGAAUCCGCUCUUAUAGAGCAAAAGGCAAUUCUGCAAUCCCCAGCUAGGAUAGAGGAACUUGUCAAGAUAUUCAUUCAUGCUACCAAGAUGGAGAUUGGGUUUUGGGAGAUGUUCCCAUCAAGUUAGCAUAAGUCGGUACGUAUGUAAUGCGUAAAAGAAUUAUUCAAUGUUAGGCGUUAUGAUAAAAUAGCAGGCACAAUGAAUAGUUAGACGCCAUGAUUCAUAGAUAGCAUAUAUGUAUAUAUGACAUAUGACAUAUGAUGUGUCUGCAUAGUGCUAUCACUGCUCAUUAAUUGCGUAGCAGGCACUAAGAUAUGUACUAGUUACUGUGUAUCUUCAUAAUAGGCCUUAAAAGCGUGCGGCGUAUCUAGUAGAUACGGAGGCAGCGACACCUUAG
Molecule: messenger RNA, 1939 nt
Organism: Hypoxylon fragiforme
Lineage: Eukaryota; Fungi; Ascomycota; Sordariomycetes; Xylariales; Hypoxylaceae
Product: Phosphomethylpyrimidine kinase-domain-containing protein
Exons: 8
Coding region: 178-1668 (496 amino acids)
Biological process (GO): thiamine biosynthetic process
Cellular component (GO): cytosol
Molecular function (GO): phosphomethylpyrimidine kinase activity; hydroxymethylpyrimidine kinase activity
Source: RefSeq, a predicted model, not a curated record